GAAGAGUGUUUCGGCUGGAAUAUCAGAUCAGUGCAUUACGAGUGAUUACGAGUAUCCUGUCUUUUCAGUUGCGAAAAUCCACUCAAAAUGGGUAAGAAAUUCGGAAACCUUGCCAAAAUCAGUGGCAUUACGUAUUUUCGCCUCAGUCCAUAUGAACAAAAGUCAUUUGCUGGAGCAAUAUCGGACGGUGCACCGAAUUUGCUACGCCGAAUCAAUGAAAGUAUACUCUAUGUUGUACCAUGGUUUAUUGGUACCUAUAUACUAAUGGAUUGGGCAACAGAAGAAAAUCAUAAGUUGCACCGUAAGAACCCAGCAGACUAUGCAAAUGAUAAGUAAAUUAUGAUACUUAUCUAUGUAAUAUUAAUUAAUAGCAAACUAAAUGUACAUACUUAAUUAAAAAUAAAGUUAAUCUCU
Molecule: messenger RNA, 414 nt
Organism: Dufourea novaeangliae
Lineage: Eukaryota; Metazoa; Arthropoda; Insecta; Hymenoptera; Halictidae
Gene: UQCR-Q
Product: cytochrome b-c1 complex subunit 8
Exons: 3
Coding region: 88-336 (82 amino acids)
Biological process (GO): mitochondrial electron transport, ubiquinol to cytochrome c
Source: RefSeq, a predicted model, not a curated record